Messenger RNA from Hemiscyllium ocellatum (epaulette shark), 2385 nucleotides. Its product is annotated as protocadherin-10-like. The record is from RefSeq and is a predicted model, not a curated record. Gene Ontology annotation, cellular component: plasma membrane. Gene Ontology annotation, molecular function: calcium ion binding. Gene Ontology annotation, biological process: homophilic cell-cell adhesion. The transcript has a single exon. Lineage: Eukaryota; Metazoa; Chordata; Chondrichthyes; Orectolobiformes; Hemiscylliidae. The coding region runs from base 1 to 2385 and encodes 794 amino acids.
AUGGCAGAAUCAUCAUUCACCACCGCCUUAAAAUACAAGGUAUUCGAUUUAAUAUUACUCCUGCUUUUGUCAGACCUGGCUUUCGGAAAAAUUCGCUACUCCAUUCGCGAGGAAAUGGAACCUGGCGCUUUUGUUGGAAAUGUCGCGGAAGAUUUGGGAUUGAACGUCCGUAGGUUGUCAGGUCGACAAUUCCGACUGGCGUCUGCUGAUAAAAGGCAGUAUCUGAAGGUGAAUAUAGAGACGGGUGCUUUAUUUACGAAGGAAAGGAUAGAUCGAGAGAAACUGUGUGGACAGAUGUCAGUUUGUGUUCUCCCUUUCGAGAUUGUUGUAGAACAACCUUUGGAGAUGUUCCGCGGGGAAGUGGAGAUUGUUGAUAUUAACGAUAACGCGCCCAGUUUCCUGGAGAGUACCAUACUUUCACAAAUGGCGGAAUCCAUAACAACAGGCUCCCGAUUUCCGCUAGAGAGCGCUCUCGAUCCAGACGUGGGAAUGAAUACCGUCAUGACUUACAGCCUCAGCCCAAAUGCGCACUUCAGUCUACAAAUGGAGACCUCCGAAGAUGGUGCAAAAAUUGUCGACCUGUUGUUGGAGAAACCGUUGGAUCGCGAACGUCAAUCAUCUUUUCAACUGGUGCUGACAGCCACCGACGGAGGGACUCCUCCCAGAUCCGGGACCGCUCGUAUUCUCAUUACAGUGCUGGACAGCAAUGAUAAUGCGCCUGUAUUCGAUCUCAAAGUUUAUAAGGUCGACCUGGUAGAGAACUCACCCAGGGGCACCUUGGUGGCUACAGUCCAUGCCACUGAUGCAGACGAAGGCUCGAAUGCUGAGGUAACCUAUACUUUCGGUAACCGUGUUUCACAGAGUGUACAGGAAUUGUUCAGCUUGGAUCCUCGAACGGGAGAGAUUAGAAUCCAAGGCGCAAUUGAUUAUGAAGAAGAUGACACGUAUUCACUGGAGCUUCAAGCUCUGGACAAUGGUUCACCUGUAAUUUCAGGGCAUUGUAAAGUCGUGAUUAGGGUAAUUGAUGUGAAUGAUAAUGCCCCUGAAAUUUUACUGACGUCUGUGGUUAGCAUGGUUCCAGAAAGUGCUCCUGUUGGGACUGUAACAGCUUUGAUCAGCAUAAUAGAUCGUGAUAGUGGAACAAACGGACAGGUGCACUGUAAAGUCCCGAUGAACGUCCCUUUUAAACUUCAAAUCUCUUCAAGUACCCAUUAUAAAUUGAUAACCACAGCGCCACUGGAUCGUGAAGCUACUCCUGGAUAUAAUGUAUCCAUUUUAGCCUGGGACUCGGGGAGGCCCCCUUCGUCAUCAAAUAAAACUGUCCAGAUUUCGGUUCUUGACGAAAAUGAUAACGCUCCAAUGUUUGAGCGACGCACGUACACGGUGUAUGUGACAGAGAACAACUUUCUGGGUACUUCUAUUUUCACUGUGACUGCGUCCGACCCUGAUCUGGAUCAGAAUUCCAAUGUCUUUUAUUCUUCCAAAGAGACCUUUCGAGAUUCGCCGGUGGCCACCUACCUUAAAGUCAAUUCUAUGAACGGGACCAUUUACGCACAGCGCUCAUUUGACUAUGAACAGUUGAAGAGCUUCCAGGUCCAAGUUCAAGCCCGUGAUGCUGGAGUUCCUCCACUGAGCAGCAGCGCAACUAUCAAUGUAAUUAUCCUGGAUCAAAAUGACAACGCUCCAAUCAUUGUUUCACCAUCAGCACAGAGCGGAUCCGAAGCGGAGGUGAUCGUGCCUCAAUCAGCGAGCCAAGGUUACUUGGUCACCAAAAUAAUCGCAACUGAUGCCGAUUCCGGUCAGAACGCACGGCUAUUUUACCAGGCGGUGAAAGCCACAGUUCCCAGUUUAUUCAGUGUGGGGCUUAACACUGGCGAAAUCAGAACAACCCGAGCCAUUUUGGAGCACGAUGCCUCCACACAAUCUCUGGUCAUCAUGGUGAGGGAUAAUGGGCAGCCCACCCUCUCUAGCACCCUUACAAUCGUCUUGUUACUUUUUGGCAAUAUUACUGAAAGAUCUUCAGAUCAGAGCAAUCUGGUCAGGGAAACUGAACAACAUUCUCAGUUAAAUCUUUAUUUGAUCAUCACUUUGGGGUCAACAUCUUUUUUAUUCCUUGUAAUUAUCAUUUUCCUUUUUGGCAUCAAGUGCAAACAAGACAGGAGAUUUCCUCAAGACAACUCCACAAUUUGUUGUUGUAAACCAGAAGAUUCCAUUGAUGGAUUUAGUCAAAGACCAGAGCCGAAAGCUUCUACAAAUUACUGCGGGCAAACUCUGCCCGUUUCUGACACUUAUCAUUAUACUGUCUGUUUGUCACCAGAAUCAUCCAAGAGCGAUUUUUUGUUCCUAAAGCCUUGCAAUCCUACCUUGCCACAGGGUUAUCGUUAA